CAUGACCACAGCCAUCUACAUGGCCACAGCAUCCGACAGGAGGUUCAGAGAUACCGGCCAGCAGUGACGGAUGUCACCCAGCUCCCCAGAGUACGAAGGACCUGCAACCUUCCUGCAAGGGGUUGCUCAGAAAAGGCUGCCAACCUGCCUGGAGUGGCAAGGACGCCUGAGCCUUCAGCGCUGGAAGGACAGGGCAUUUCUCUGCUGGCUCAGGGGAAGGUCUGAGCCCUUCUCAGCCCCACAAUUUUACUUUCCCACUUCACGGUGCGCCAUGCAAAUUCCUUUGGGGAAGCCUGCAAUGCUCCUCUGGAUGCUGGUCAUCACCUUUGCUGCAGCCAUUAAAGGUAGAGACACCAUAGAGAUGGUGGCAUCUGGUCCCAAGGAGGGGAGGGUCUCCGGAUCACUCCCACUCACCUGCACUGUAACGGGAGCGCCUCUGGAUAGCCGUUGGUAUGACUGGAAUUCUGUCCGUCAGGCCCCAGGAGGGCAGCUGCAAUUUUUAGCCUGGAUCUAUCCUUAUGGGAAAAACACAGGCUAUGGCCCAACCUUCCGAGACCGAGUCACCAUCUCUGCAGACAAAGACAAAGGCAAGGUCUCCCUGCAGCUGCGUGCUCUGACAGCCUCAGACACAGCCACCUACUUCUGCGCCAGGCACAGGGGGUUGGGACAACUUGGAGUAGCAACAGACAAGAUCGUGUUUGGAACCGGGAUCACUUUUUCAGUUGAGCCAAAGAUUCAAGAAGAAUCUGUCCCAGAAGUCGUUGCGCUUAAAUCAAAGGGACCCAAACGAUACGACAACAAACUGAACGUGGCUUGUUUGGCAAGGGCUUUCUACCCUAAGAACAUCAGCCUUGAUGUGCCCAUGAGUGACACUGUGUAUGAUCUGAAGGCACCUCUUCUCACAUCUGAGGGGAUAUACAGCACCAUGAAGGUAGCUGGAGUGGAAUCAGAUGCCAAGGUGACCUGCAAGGUCACGCACAAGGGGAACAAGACUACCACCAGCAUAAUUCUGCCAGAAGAGAAGACUGAGGAAUUUGGAACAGUUAAUGCCUGCAAGAUUACAGAUGCCUCCACAAAAGAUGUCAAAAUGGAGAGAAUGAAUAUGCUGUUCAUGGCUGUUUUGGGUUUGAGAGUCCUGCUGGUGAAAAGCAUCACCUUGAAUAUAAUCAUGAGUAUCACGCUGUUUCUCUUCUGA
Messenger RNA from Calidris pugnax (ruff), 1195 nucleotides. Its product is annotated as Ig heavy chain Mem5-like. NCBI's taxonomy places the organism in Eukaryota, Metazoa, Chordata, Aves, Charadriiformes, Scolopacidae. Gene Ontology annotation, cellular component: blood microparticle; external side of plasma membrane; immunoglobulin complex, circulating. The record is from RefSeq and is a predicted model, not a curated record. Gene Ontology annotation, molecular function: immunoglobulin receptor binding; antigen binding. Gene Ontology annotation, biological process: positive regulation of B cell activation; phagocytosis, recognition; phagocytosis, engulfment. The transcript is spliced from 8 exons. The coding region runs from base 71 to 1195 and encodes 374 amino acids.